This is a messenger RNA of Conger conger (European conger), 4347 nucleotides long. Its product is annotated as C-X-C chemokine receptor type 1-like. Gene Ontology annotation, cellular component: membrane. The transcript is spliced from 3 exons. The record is from RefSeq and is a predicted model, not a curated record. Lineage: Eukaryota; Metazoa; Chordata; Actinopteri; Anguilliformes; Congridae. The coding region runs from base 259 to 1338 and encodes 359 amino acids. Gene Ontology annotation, biological process: G protein-coupled receptor signaling pathway; immune response; neutrophil chemotaxis. Gene Ontology annotation, molecular function: C-X-C chemokine receptor activity.
CCAGAAGAAGACUGUCACACCUUGCAUGGGUUCUCCUCUCAGCUCAGUUAUCUGACUCUUCAGCGGCACGGACAGACAGACACCAGACAGAGGCACCUCCUCGCAAAAGGAGAUCAGGAGUAAGGAAGCAGGGCUAUAAGGAGGUUCAGUAGGGAAAAUCAUGCAUGUGAAAUAUCCCUGCCACAUGAAAUAACAUUCAUCCAACAUUCAUCCAACAUUCAUCCAACAUUCAUCCAUCGUUCAUCCAGCAUUCAUCCUAUGGAGGACCUUCACAUUACCGCUAUAUCGAUGGAGGGAUUUAAUGACAGGUUGGACCUGUUUGGCAAUUACACAUAUGACAAUGAGAGUGGAAUAGUUGGAAUGGCCUCCCCUUGCGUUCCCUGGACGCUGGGCUCCAGCAGUGUGGCCUUGGUGUGUGUCUACAGCGUGGUGUCCGUGUUCGGCGUGCUGGGCAACGCCCUGGUCAUCUCCGUGGUUUACUGCAUGAAAGGGAGACGGACCAGCACCGACGUGUACCUGGUGAACCUGGCGGCGGCCGACCUGCUGUUCUCCGCCACGCUGCCCUUCUGGUGCGUGUACGCCCACGUGGAGUGGGUCUUCGGCACCCCCCUGUGCAAGCUCCUCUCCGGCCUGCAGGAGGCCACCUUCUACAGCGGCGUGCUGCUCCUGUCCUGCAUCAGCCUCGACCGCUACCUGGCCAUCGUCAAAGCCACGCAGGUGGCCUCCAGGAAGCGACACCUGGUGACGGGGGUGUGCGGGGCGGUGUGGCUGGGGGCCGGGCUCCUCUCGCUGCCCGCGCUGGUCCAGCGGCAGGCCUUCCAGCCGGCCAACGCGGGGCGCACGGUGUGCCAUGAGCACCUGAGCGCAGAGAGCACGGGCAGGUGGCGGGUGGGCGUGCGGGUGCUGAACCACGCCCUGGGGUUCUUCGCCCCGCUGGCCGUCAUGCUGUUCUGCUACAGCCACACGGUUGCCAAGCUCCUCCAGGCCCGCAACCGGCAGAAGCACAAGGCCAUGCGGGUCAUCCUGGCGGUGGUGCUGGCCUUCGUGGGCUGCUGGCUGCCGCACAACGUCACCGUGCUGACGGACACGCUGAUGCGUGGCGGGGCGGUGAGGGAGUCCUGCACCAUGCGUGAGCGGGUGGACCUGGCCCUGCAGCUGACCGAGGCCCUGGCCUUCCUGCACUGCGCCAUCAACCCCGUCCUCUACGCCUUCAUCGGCCAGAAGUUCCGCAACCAGCUCCUCAGGAACCUCCAUGCCUGCGGCCUCAUCGGCCAGUCCGCCUACCGGAGGGGCACCAUCAACAGCUCCAGCUCCCGCAAGACCUCUGUCACCAUGUAGAGCAGGGCGGCGGUUUGUGUCUUUACCAGGCACACCCUCCAUCCCUGACAUGAUGUACAAUAUGACAUUUUGGCUGAAUUUCUUUGACAAGAUCAGGAGUGACAGCUGAAGGCUGUUCUUGUGUCCCGAUAUGGAACACUUCACUGGGGUGAACUGGCACUGGUAAUCUGCUCAGCUAAUUGGCUUUUUGAACAGGAGUAAAUGGGGUAAAGAAGACAUAGAUUAACCCUAACCCCCUAAAAAAUUAAUUGGUGGAGAUAUAAUGUGUGAUAUAAUCAAAGCAAUCAUUAAUAACCCCUUUUCAGCUUCCAUGUGAAAGUGAUCGUUAGAAAUAACAUUUUACAUUUACAAUUUAGUCAUUUGGCAGACGCUUUUAAUCCAAAGUGACUUACAAGUGCAUAGGUUCUUCCACAAGUCAAAGCAUCACAUCCAUAACUAGGAAAAUACACAUGGAAUGCAUGUCUGAGUGCAGUAGGAGAGUGCAACAAUGUUAACUGAGACAUUGUUAGUUCAAGUACGCAAGUAUACAUUUGUGGAUAAUGGUAUACUUGCAGAUUGCGUACUUGGAGAAACAAACUAAUUGCUGUGUGUUCUAACUAGAAUGCCAGGAUGCAUAAUGAAACCGAUAUUAUAUUUGCUGCUUGGUUUGUGGAGCAGUCUAGGGCAGUCUUGAAAAGCAAAAGUGGCCAUCUACGGGCCAUUAGACACCCAGCGUGACUUGUGGUCGUGACUAUUUGACCCCAAUUCCCAUAGUUCCCUGUGACAUGAAGAGACUCAGCAGAUGGUCGUCUUGACGAGGGCCUCCCCUAUGAGACAGGGAGAGAGAAAAACAUAACAUUGAAUGGUGGGCCUUCCACUAACAUAACAUUUGAAUAAAUAGAAAUUAAAUUAAACAAUGAAAAUAGUCCCAUUGGUCAUUGCUAGAGAAAUUCCAGUGGGGAAUUCUAGUGUGAAUAUGACUCAAAUAUGAUGUUUGUUCAUAUGAACAAAUCAUAGAUUGUCACUUUUGUUUUGUUGACUUGUCUAAAACUGGGAAUUAGUUGCAGUUGGCAGAAGCUUUGACUGUUGCACAGUUAAAUUUGAAAUGAAUUGUUCAUGUCCAUCACUUGAGUAUUGCUAAUGAGUGUUGCUUGUGUUAUUUUUUAUUUUGUUUAUACAUAAUUUUAAAAUCAGUUUUUUUAGCAUUUCUCUCCAGAAUUUCUCUCUCCAUCUAGGAAUUACAUCACUGGUAUAAUUGGACAGUUGUCUUCUCAGCUGUUUCUCAUAACUGAGAUUAUUGAAUGGCUUUCUUAGUACAGGUAUAAGAUUGCUUUCAGUAUCUAGUCUUUAUUCUAUGCUUUUGAUUGCAACAUUUGUCAACAUGAGGUACAGAAUUGUGCCAAUGAAACUCAAGGAAGUCAUUAUGAGGCUAAAAACUAAGAAAGAAAAAAUAGGCCAAACAAUAGGCUUACCAAAGUAAACUAUUUGGAACAGAAAGAGAGCAUUGUUGUAUGUUUGGGAUUGUUGCCUUGCUGGGGAAUGAAGCACCAUCCAGUGGGUUUGGAGGCAUUUGUUUGAACUUGAUAAGAUACCUCUGUAGACUUCAGAAUUCUGCUAUCAGCAGUUACAUUAUCAAUGACGGCAAGUGAGCCAGCACCUGUGGCAGCCACAUAUGCCCAAACUAUAACACCCCAUCACCAUGAUUCACAGUGCUUUGGUCCUUGGGCAGUUUCUAUAAGACCCCACAUUCUUGCCAUCAGUGUAAUAUUUGUUUUCUUCAUCAUGGUGACAAUUCUGUAAUCAAAUGGUAAAUGGUAAAUGAUAUUUAUCCAAAGAACUGUACAAUUGAUGCUUCUCAUUCACUCAUUCACUCAUUCACAACAACGGCGACUGGCUGCCAUCCAAGGCACCAACCAGCUUAUCAGGAGCAAUGUUAAGUGUCUUGCUCAGGGUCACUUCCACACACAGGGUGGGAUUGAACCGGCAACCCACCGACUGCCAGACAGCUGCUCUUAUCUCCUGAGCCAAUGAGACGACUGCUCCUCCGUUGUGUGUCAUCUGAGUGAUCCUCCGUCCCAGGUGGAGUAGAGAGAGGGCUUAACUUUACCCCACCCCUUUCUACUUCUAUUAUCGUCAGCGUGUGUGUGACUGCCUAAACUGUGCAUAGGGCUACCACAAGGCCUCGAAGUGACGUGAUAUGGAAAUUAACAACAACAACAAAAACCAAACCGAAAUUCGCUAAUGAAAUAAUUAAUUUUAAUAAAGAAAAAUGUAUUUCGUUUUUUAUGUUUUGAUGACAUUUCUGCUGUGUUGGACUAUUUUGUCGCCACUGCGUUAAAAUAUUUCUCAAACGGUAGCACCCCCCUGCCGAUGACCCAAUGCCCCCCCACUAGAUCUGCUCUGGCGCCGACUCGGCACGAGAGGGACAUACAAUUUCAAGUGCUAGAAUGCAACAAAGAUAAUUUGGGCCGUGUAGAUUAAUCUGACUAUCCAUUAUAUCUAUAAACCGUUUUUAUACAACACCACGCAAAAUCAUUUAACUUAUGGAGAAAGGAAUCAGGGGGGACUAUGUAUAAACAGGGAUGUAAUUCAUACACGUAUCAUUCUAUAUGGAUGUAAAUUAAAGUUGACAUUCUACACUUCAUAUUCACAACCUCAUCAUAUUCAUUGUUUCAUUUUAAUACGUAUUGACUGUACUGUAUAUCAUUUCUAUAAAACUGUUUCACGGAUAGCUAGUUAGCAAAACUGUGUAAGAUCAAAAGCUUUUGUUCGCCAUGUCAGUAGUUAGGUAGGUAGGAAGAUUAAGGAAGAGUAAAAUGAUUUAUCUUGAUGUACUUUGAGUUCUUUACUUAGGCCUUGCAUUGUUCUUUACUUAGGCCUUGCAACCUCGCCUUGCUCUUGAAGAGAAAAGGCUGCCAAACGACACCCACUGGCACCCGGACGGCGUAUAUUACAGGGCCACAGCCCAUUAGAGAUUUACCUGUUUUAAACAAAUUUCCAUUUUAGCAUCAAUGCAAAGCAAGUACAAAA